Messenger RNA from Plasmodium inui San Antonio 1, 5565 nucleotides. RefSeq lists its product as hypothetical. The record is from RefSeq and is a predicted model, not a curated record. The coding region runs from base 1 to 5565 and encodes 1854 amino acids. Lineage: Eukaryota; Apicomplexa; Aconoidasida; Haemosporida; Plasmodiidae. The transcript has a single exon.
AUGGUAUUUAAAUUUAAGAAGAAAAAAAAGGAAGAAAGCUCAGACAAGUUAAGGAGACAAUCACAAAACAAUGAAGGAGAUGCCAAUGUGGAGGAAGAAAAAAAAGAUCACAAAAGCAACUCGUGGUACAAGAAAAUUAUUGACAAUGCAAUUAUAACGAAGAGCAAGCAUGAUGAUAAUGAGGAAGAGGAGGAGGAGAAAAGUGAAGGAAAUGACAGUAGAGCGAUGGAAAAAAAUAAAGGUUAUGAAUUGGAAGAACAACUAAAGGAAACCCUAAGAUCGAUCACGUCCUUGUCAACCAAAAUUGUGAAUUACGAAACGAAGAUUGGCGACUUAGAGAAGGAAUUAAAAAUAGAAAAAGAAAAACAAGUCGAUAAGGCAUACGAAAAGGAGUUAAAGGAGAAGGAGAAUUUUAUUAAAGAAAAAAUUGGCUUGCUAAAUGAGAAGGAAAAUCUACUAAAUGAGAAGGAAGUGGACAUAAAUAUGAGAGAAGAAAAAAUUAAUGACAGAGAGAUACUCAUUUCGAAAAAGGAAGAGAAAAUGAAUGACAUGCAGGAGGAGUACUUGGAAAAAAAUAAAGAAAAAGAAAAACUCCAUUUUGAAAUUGCAGACAUUAGAAUUUCACUAGAAAAACUAAAGUACGAAGUUAAAGACAGAAAAGAGUGUCUAGAAAACGUCAGCAAUAAGGUAACGUUAAAGGAAAAUACACUGAGGGAGCUAAAGGAAUUUAUAAGGGAAAAAAACGAAAUGAUAGAAUCUCUUAACGAAAAGAUAACAGAGAAGGAAAAAAUAUAUGAGCAGUUAGGGAAGGAUGUGGAAGUGAAAAGAAAGAUAAUCAAAUUGCUAGACAUGAAGACAAAUGAAAAGGAAAAAUAUUUCGAAGAAAAAAUUAAAGAGUUAGAAAAAGAACAAAAUGUGCUCCUUCAAAAGUUAAAUGAUGUUAAGAUGAGAGAAAAAAAAGUUGAGACAAGGGAAAAUAACUUCCUGCAAAUGGAAGACGAACUGAAUGAUCUUCGCAGUAGCUUCUCGAAGAAUGAUUGUCAGCUAAAGAUAUACAAAUUAGAAAUAAAAGAUUUGAGCAGCGCCCUUGUGGAGAAGGAGAGAGAAAUAUUGGACUUAAGAAACACGUACGAUGGAGAAAUUUGCUUGUUAAAGGAUCAGAUAAAGGAAAAGGAAAAAGAAAUCGCCAAAUAUAGUUCCUCAAGUGGUGACGUGGAUGCACAAGAUGAGCCAUCCAUCCAAGUUGAAAAUAAAGAAAAGAUGGACAAGGAAGAAAAAUGUUGGGAGAAUAACCUCACCGAUUUGCUCAAAAUUAAGGAAAGGGAGUUGCACGAAAUUCAAGAAAAGUACACAAAGGAAAUAAACACACUAAAUAGCCAGUUGAAUGAAAAACGGAAAGAAUGUGUGGAGAUGAAAAACAGCCAUAUCAACGAAAUAAACAAUCUGAAAGAUGAAAUGGAGGAGAGCGAAAGCAAAAUGGCAGAACUGAGAAGUGGCUACGAGAUGGAGAUAAACAAACUGCGCAUGCAAAUUAAUGCAGUGCACGAGGAGAAGUACCUCUUGAGCAACGAAAAACAAACACUCAGUGGAGAGAUAAACAAGCUAAAUGAAGAGAAGGAGUCCUUGACCAACGAGAAGGAGGAGCUAAAUAACAAAAUAAUCACGUUGAACAACGAAAUUGCAACGUUAAAUAUGGAGAAACAGGGACUCACUGGAGAAAUAAACACACUGAACGAUCUGAUUCACACCCUGAAGAAUGAAAUAAGCUCGUCAGAUAACUUGAUUAACAAACUGAAAGAGCAAAUGAACGCGAUCAACGAAGAAAAGGAAGGCAAGGAAAAACUCAUCACAGAGAUUGAAAAUAAUUACAAGAAUGAAAUAAACGUGCUGAAGGAGAAAUUAAAAGAUACAGACAAUCAAGUGAGCAUAGGUGUGAGAGAAGAGCUAGACCACCUGAAAUGUGUCCUUGGCGGAAAGGAAAAGGAAUACAACCAAAUGAAGGAAGACUACGAGAAAAAGCUGAAACAGUAUGAUGAAGAAUUGCAAUCGAAGCAGCAAUAUUUUGAAAAAGAAUUAAAUAAUAUACGCAUCGAAUCGCACGAAAAGGAGAAGAUUUUAAUUUUAAAAAAUGACGAAUUGAAGGAGUUGAAAUUAAAGACAGAGGAAAAGUACCUCAAGCUGUAUGAUGACAAAAUGGGUCUCCUUAGGAAUAUCUGCUCCAAAGUGAAGCUCCCAUACAGCGAUGAAGUUCCGGUGGAUGAACUUCUCGAAAGAGUGAGCGACUACAUAAGGGAAAUGAAUGAACGGGAAGGCGCAAUGAACGGGAAGGAGCAAAAUGAGGAGCAGCAUAAUGAAGGACAGCCGAUUGAAGAGGACGAGGAGAAUAAAUCUGCUGUGACAGUCCAACCGGCCGAUAACGCUAAUAGUCCCACUGACAAUACAGCACUACAGGCGCUACAGAAAGAACUAGAAAGUGUGCAAGAAGAACACAGGGAAGAGGUAGCCAAAAUGAAGAGCGAUUUGGCGAUGAAGGAAAAAACGAUAGAGGAGUCGAACAAGACAAUCGCCGAGUUGACCGGCAGGAUAAAUAGCCUGAGUGAUACCAUUUCGUUUUAUAAAGUAAACAAAACCGAGGAGAAAAUUAAUUCAUACAUGGACCAAAUUAACAGCUUGAAUUUGACGCUUAGCGCGCUGAAGGCUAAGAGUGAACAGGAGAAGUUGGAGAAGCAAAACGAAAUUGUGAGGCUUUCGGAACAGCUCAGCGAGUAUAAGAGACGUGCCGACGAGGAAUGCAGAAAAAGGAUCAGUGAGAAGGAGAGAAGCGAGUCGAAGAAAGGGGACGCAGGAGGUGACUCCGACAAGGAACAAAUCUCCGAGUCGGACGUGGAAGGAGGGGGCAAUUUAAAAUCCUUUUUACACUUUCCCCUUCGCAAAAUAAAAGGGAAAAAAAGAAAGGUCUCUAAAACUGAGAAAGAGAUACAACUGGAGCUCAGGCGAAACGAGCCAGAGAAUGAUGAGAGUGAUAAAAAUGAGAAGGCAUCUAGAAGACACAAGCAAGAGGUGGACAAAUACAAAAGGGAAGUGGAGGAAAAGGCGAAGGUUAUUGAGGACUUGAAAGACAAAAUAUGCGCCCUGACGAACGAGGUCAUGGAUUUGAAAAAUGUGAAGAACGAAUUAGCUGAGAGGAACAGCAGUUUGGCCAAGCUGGGCGAGGUGGAAGAAAAGCAAAGAGAGAAGUUGGACACGCUGAGCGCCAAACUGGGGGGAGCAAAUGAAGAGAUCGCGAAGCUGAGCGAAGAGGUGGAACAACUGAAGAAAGGAGAAGCACAAUCGAGGGAAACAGCAGAGAAGUGGGAAGGGGAAGCAAAGAUGUGGAAAGAGGACGCAGCGAAGUGGGAGACGGACGCCGAGACGUGGAGGAAAGAAGCGGAGGAACUGAGAAGCAGCACGAAUCAAAUGAACGAAGAAUUAUACACGAAAGAGAGUAACUACAUGUUGAAGCUGAACCAAAAUAUAGUAGUUAUACAAAAAUUGAAGGAGUCAAUUCAUGCACUUGAAAAGGAGAAGGAAAAUUACGUUAGCGAGAUAAAAGACUUGAGAAACCAAUUCGAAGCGUUAAAAUUGAAACACGAUACGUUGAGCAAAGAUUACGAUGCGUCAAGUGGGACGUAUAAAGAGUUGGAAGCGAAGAAGAGCAGCCCCCCCAGUGGUGAUGACCACACCCGUGAUGGAGAAAAUAAAUUAAGCAUCCCAAAUGAGAAUUACGAAAUGGACGAAGCAGAGGAGGUGAAUGACAACCCAGGUAUUCCCAAGAACGAAGUUGCAAUCGGUGGAGACGACUCCGCAUUGGUAGUGAAGGAGUACAUAAACGAAAUAGCGCAGCUAAAGGAAGAAAUAAACAGACUAACCCUACUGUAUAGCAAUGAGCUGAACGAAAAAAACAGCUCUGACAUAAGGAUCAAAGGACUGCAGAACCAGUUGAAGGAACUCGAAGUUAAGGAUAAAGAAAAUGCGGAAAAGAUUGGUGCACUAACCAAAAUGAAUCAGAAAAUGAAAGCGAAAAAUGAAAAAUUGAAAUCGGGAAAGUGGUUGUCUAGGAAGGAUCGCCUACCGAAUGAACAGGAGAGUGUCGCAGAGGAGAAAGUGUUUCCCCAGGAUGUGAGAGAGAAGAGGAAUCUGGCGUCAGAAUAUGUGAACACAUUGGAAGAAAAUAACUACCGCGUGAUGAGAAUAAUUGAGGAAAGUGACUCCGAGGGAGGAAGCCAAAUAAUUGGGUCCUAUUUGUACACAAAAAAGGUGGAAAACUUAUACGCAAUAGAUAGUGUAAAAAAGGAAGAUGCAGAAGUGGUUCAGAAGAACGUAAUCACAGUUGUGUGUCUAAUUCUAAGCGAAAUGUUCAGCCUCCUAUUUUUAAACGAUCAAUUUGUUAACAGCUUUGAACAGAUAAACAAGAAUCUAUGGAAGCUUAUCUAUAUUCCUGAAGAGAUUAAAGAUCUGCUUCUGAAAUAUUUUUUCUUUAUGAAUAAGCUAAGGAAUUAUGCUAAACAGGUCCACGGAAAAGUGCGCAACCGGAGGCACGACGAUAAAGGAAAGCACGACGAUAAAGGAAAGCACGACGAUAAAGGAAAGCACGACGAUAAAGGAAAGCACGACGAUAAAGGAAAGCACGACGAUAAGGAGAACGACGAUAAAGAGAACGGUGAUAACCAAAGGUACGAUGAUUCGUGGUUCCUUUUUCAAAACUAUUUGCAGUCCUCAAGUAGUAUCAAGAGAGACAUGGUGUACUUCCUUUUGGAAGAAAAGGAAAAUGAACUAGCCGAGCUGACUGAGCAUUAUCAUGGUGGAUUAAGAAAGGGAGGAGGAGUAAGCGGAGGAAUAGGCAAAGGAAAAAUCUCAGACAUACUAAACUUUUCAAAGGACGAAAUGAGAUUAAAGACCAUAGCACAGUUAAGAAGAGACCUAAAUUUUGAAAAAAAAUCCAAAAUAUUGCUAAGUAGGGAUUAUCAACUGUUACUUUAUAAGUACCAAGAAUGCGUGAGGAAACUAAAGAGAGUAAAAAAUAUGAUAAGGCAGUUAAAUUUGAACGACUCUUCAAAUAAAGGCAGUUUUACCUUAAACAGGCAACUGGCCAAAUAUUCCGAUACAAGUAAUGAGAAAUGUUUUAACACGGAAGGGGAUGAUGACGAUUCGCAUGGAAAUUAUAAAAACUGUAUUCUGUAUGAUAAUAAUAAUAAUAACGCAGAAUUGGAGAGUCCAGAAAAUGUUCUAAUUUAUGACAUAAUUAAUUUGAGGAAGACGCAAAAUAUAACGAGAAAUAAUUUGACCAAUUGGGGUCGUCACAGCAUGGGGGGCAGGUGUCACGAAAACGCUUCUCAUGCCGUAAGGGCAAUGACAAGUGCUCCCAAAAUAACCAGCCAUAAUAACUUCACACACAGAAACAGGUUCAGCAAUGAGCCCAAAAUUAGUGCCCACUUGGAUGACAUGAAGAAAAUGACAAAUAUUUUUAACGAAUCUGUUGAAAGUAGAGGGGACAGAACCUUUGUGCACAGGAGUCCCUUCUGCUAA